This is a messenger RNA of Folsomia candida, 903 nucleotides long. RefSeq lists its product as uncharacterized. The record is from RefSeq and is a predicted model, not a curated record. The transcript has 2 exons. NCBI's taxonomy places the organism in Eukaryota, Metazoa, Arthropoda, Collembola, Entomobryomorpha, Isotomidae. Gene Ontology annotation, molecular function: protein binding. The coding region runs from base 187 to 744 and encodes 185 amino acids.
UUUUCAUUUUCAUGUUGAAACCUUGACUCUCACAGCUCUCAAAACCAUUUUUCUCCAUAAUUAUGUUAUAGUUUUAUUUUUUAUCUAUUACGUUAUAACAUUAUUUUUCAAAUUCAACACAUUCAGCAUAUUACGACAAAUAGUUACUAUUAUUAUUCAUACACCGUCUUAGUACCACCUACAGUCAUGACAAGUGAAAGUAGUCCAGAGGAAAUCCUUGCUUUUUGGUUUGGUCCUCACGGUGAGGAGCGUCCUUUUUGGUUUUCGUCUACCCCUUCAUGGGAUGCCAAAAUCCGACAACGGUUCUUGCAACAACAUGAGAAGGCUGCAAGUGGGGUGUACGCUGCCACGUGGACACUGGAGCCAAGGUCCACCCUCGCCUUGAUCCUCCUCCUGGACCAAGUGCCCAGAAACAUUUUCAGAGGCAGUGCCCGACAGUAUGCGACGGGGGCGGAGGCGUUAGAAGUCGCAAAGAUCGCCCUAGCUCGAGGUUUUGUCAACGAUUUGAAACUGGACGCAGAGAAAAAGUUUUGCAUCAUGCCCUUCUGCCACUCUGAAAUGUUGGAGGAUCAGGAUCAAGCUGUAGAGCUGUUUAAGGUGUUUAAAAAGAGUCAACCAGGGUGGUACGAAUAUGCGAAAGGUUAUCAUGAAAUCAUUCGAAGGUUUGGUCGAUUUCCUCACCGGAAUCAUAUUCUCGGCCGGAAGAGCACGGUGGAAGAACUAGCCUUUCUUGGCAAGCAUUAAAUAGUUUGUAAUGCUCAUUAUUCAAAGUAAUUGAACGUAUUACGAUUUCUAUUAUCAGUAUGUACUUUGGUGUUUGCGGAUAUUUUACUUGAUAAGUAAGCAUUUUACUAAUUUUUUGUUUGUUUAGCUGAAAUAAAUUGAAUAUCUCAAGUUGCAGAU